AUGAAUGGAAAGAAGGGAAGUUGUCAUCAUCAUGUUGAGAUCAACAUACCACCAUUAACAUUCAUGCCAAAGGCGCUUACCAAAUCCGAGAAGGGAGCAUCAUCAUCAUCAUCCACAAUCUCGUCGUCGUGCCAAGCUUGGACCAGGAGGUUGUGGGAAUUUGUGAGAGAAGACAGCAAUCGAGUCACAUUCGCAUUCAAAGUUGGACUAGCUGUUCUACUUGUGUCAUUGCUCAUUUUAGUCAGAGCACCUUAUGACAUCUUUGGCACCAACAUCAUCUGGUCCAUCCUCACUGUUGCUAUCAUGUUUGAAUACACUGUUGGUGCAACGUUCAAUCGAGGAUUCAAUCGCGCACUUGGAAGCUUGCUAGCUGGUGUACUGGCCAUUGGUGUUGGUCAGCUAGCUCUAUACUCGGGGAGGGUUGCAGAACCCAUCAUAAUCGGCAUUACCAUCUUCUUAGUUGGUGCUAUUACAUCGUUCAUGAAGCAAUGGCCAUCACUAGUGCCAUAUGAGUAUGGAUUCAGGGUCAUUCUCUUCACCUACUGCUUGAUCAUAGUCUCCGGAUACCGGAUGGGGAACCCAAUUCGAACAGCCAUGGACCGGCUUUACUCGAUCGCCAUUGGAGGGUUCGUAGCGGUUCUUGUGAAUGUUCUAGUUUUCCCCAUCUGGGCAGGGGAGCAACUCCACAAGGAGCUUGUUGCUAGCUUCAAUGCAGUUGCAGAAGCUCUUGAAGAAUGUGUUGAGAAAUACUUGGAAGAUGAGGGGCUAGCUCAUCCAGAGUUCACCAAGACAGUGAUGGAUGAGUUCUCGAACGAGCCGGCUUACACGAAAUGUAGAAGCACAGUCAAUUCCUCUGCAAAACUUGAAUCCUUGGCGAAUUCGGCGAAAUGGGAGCCGCCACACGGCAGGUUUAGGCACUUCUUCUAUCCAUGGUCAGAGUAUGUGAAAGUUGGAGCAACGCUGAGAUACUGUGCUUACGAAGUCAUGGCACUUCAUGGUGUUCUUCACUCUGAAAUUCAGGCACCAUAUAAUGUGAGGAUCACAUUCAAGUCAGAGAUUGAAGACGCAGUGACGAAAGCCACGGAGGUGAUUCGGGACUUGGGGAAGGAGAUCAGCAACAUGAAGAGAAUUGGCGACACCAUCAGAAGUUCGUUGCUAAAAGGGGUCCAUAAUUCGGCCGAGCGGCUUCAACGCGCCGCCGUUGCUAAAGCAUUACCGCCGACCAAUGGCGACGAAAAUGAUGAUAAAAUGUCGUCGCAGUUGAUUGUAGGGAACUUUGAACAGCAGAAGGCGGCGCUUUCGGUGGCGACUUUCACUUCGUUGCUAAUUGAGUUCAUGGCGAGGUUGGAUCACCUGGUGGAAGCCGUCGAUGGGCUUGCCGACUUGGCCAAAUUCAACUGUGAAGAGGUUUUAUAA
This is a messenger RNA of Linum tenue, 1416 nucleotides long. The record is from the annotation of a GenBank genome assembly. Lineage: Eukaryota; Viridiplantae; Streptophyta; Magnoliopsida; Malpighiales; Linaceae.